AUGUCCCAAAUACCGUACCUCCUAGCUGAACUCGAAAAGCCGAAGCGUCUGCCGUCGCGGGAUCGCUGGGGCAACUACUUGCAAUUUAUACUGGACUUGCGGGGGUAUGCGGUCGGCCUCGGCAAUGUUUGGCGCUUCCCUUACUUGGCGUAUCAUCAUGGUGGAGCCGCUUUUCUGCUCCCCUACAUCUGCUGCAACGUCUUCUUCGGCAUGCCGUUGCUGUACCUCGAGUUCAGCCUCGGCCAAUAUUUGCAGAGAGGUCCCGGGAUGUCCUUCUUCCUGAUGAAGCCCAUCCUGCAGGGCAUCGGCUGGGCCAUGGCGGCCGUGUCGUUGCUUAUUGGCCAGUACUACAACGUCAUCAUCAGCUGGAUCCUCCUCUACCUCAAGCAGGCCGCCCGCGUUCAGGAGUGGACCAAAUGCGAGUGGGACCACAGCUCCGAGCUGUACAAUCCACAUUGCAUCUCCGUCCAGGACAACGACAUCUGGUGCCGAGAAGCGGAGGACCGUUACGGGAACAAGACGCCGUACGCCUACAAUCACACGUGCUGGCCAAGCCUCGCCCCGUUCAACCAGACGAUCACGGCGACGCAGAUAUUUUUGGACAAGUUCAUGCUCGGCGACACGAAAGACAUCAGCGUGUUUGGCCAGUUCCAGAUCAAGAACCUGAUCGCGUUGAUCGUCGUCUGGCUUCUGGUGGUGCUCAUCCUGUGGAAGGGGGUGGCCGUCAUUGGAUCGGUUGCCUACGUCACAGCCACGGUACCGUACUUCAUCAUAGCGAUCCUUUUCGCUCGCGGGAUCAUGCUCGACGGCGCGGCGAUCGGAAUCGAGCACUACCUACUCCGCCCCGACAUGGCCAAGCUGACCGAUGCCGCUACCUGGAAAGCCGCCCUCUCGCAAGUGUGUUUCUCGAUGUCGGUCGGCGUCGGCGGGCUGCAGUCGAUGGCGUCGUACAACGAGCCGAAGCACAACACGCUGCGAGACGGCCUCAUCGUCGCCCUGGCCGAUGCCGGCAUGUCGAUCUUCGGCGGUGUGGCCGUCUUCUCGGUCCUCGGCCACCUCGCCAUGGUCAAGGGCUGCCAGAUAGAAGACGUUGUAGAAAACGGCGUGACCCUGGCUUUCGUCGCCUACCCGGAAGCGAUCUCGACCAUCUUCUUGGCCCCGAUGUGGUGUUUCAUCUUCUUCCUCAUGCUCUUCCUGCUCGGGAUCAGCACCCAGAUUGUCUACAUGGAAACGGUCGUGUCGGCAUUCGUCGAUCGAUGGCCCCAAUUCAAGACCUCGCGUCUCCGCAUCAGCAUUAUCGUCUGCUUCGUCUGCUUCUGGCCCGGGUUCUUGAUGUGCUUUGGGUCCGGCGUCCAUUGGCUGAAGCUGUGGGACGACUACAGCUCGAUGGCGCUGUGUUUUGUGUGCUUCUUCGAGAUUGUGGCCAUCAGCUAUGUGUACGGAUGGCAAAACUGGCGCCACGACCUCGAGGCGAUGUUCGGCCCGCCCAAAUCGACAUUCGGCAAAUAUUUCGGCUCCACCGGCUACUACUUCUUCAUGUCGUGGAUGGCCAUCGGACCUUGUAUGGGUGCGCUAAUGAUCCUGUUCUCCGUUUCGAAGAGCGUCAAAGAAAUUCAGGAUGGCGAGAACUAUUGGUGGGUGACGCUGAUUGGGUGGGCGCUGGCCGUGUUCGUCGUCGGCUGCAUCCCGGGGUGUCUGCUAUGGAAUAUCUGCUUCUACCGUAGCCAGGGGAAUACAAAAGCCGCCUUCCGUGUCCACGAGAAGCACCGCUCGUACGCGCGCCUCAAAAAGGAGGCCGCCGCCGGCGUGGCGUGCCCCGGGUUCUUGGAUCGAUUCCUGCCUGGAGCCGAUGGAUGGGAUGAUGACGCCCUUCUGACGAGAAGCACGGAAACGGAUGAGAAAUCGAGCUAUCAAACCAAGUCCACUAACCUUCCAACUCGCAGCCGCGACCCCCCUUCCAACCCAGCGCCCGGCCCUUCUGAGGCUCCACCUCGUGCUCCAGAGGACAGGGAACGUUGGCACAACUACAUCCAAUACAUCCUCACCUGCAUCGGCUACGUCGUCGGCCUGGGAAACGUUUGGCGCUUCCCGUACUUGGCGUAUCAGAACGGAGGAGCCGCCUUCCUGUUCGUCUACCUGAUAUGCAACAUCUUCUUUGGGUUGCCGCUGCUCUACCUCGAGUUCAGCCUCGGACAAUAUUUACAGGCUGGUCCCGGCACGGCGUUCCACAUGUUGAAGCCGGUGAUGCAGGGCGUCGGCUGGUCAAUGGUCGCCGUCUCGUUCUUCAUCGCCAUCCACUACAAUGUCGUCAUCGCCUGGAUCGGCUACUACAUGACGGCGUCGUUCUCGGUGGACACGUGGAGUCGCUGCGAGUGGUACUACAGCAAGACGGGGAAUCAUGAUUGUGGUGUGCGUCUCGGCCUUCGACUACCGGAAGUGCGUGGAGGGGGGGAGGGGUCGGACAACCAGUCCUCCUACUGGUCCAGCGCCAUGGAGACGUGCUUGGUCGUGCCGCAAAACCUGACCAAGACCCUGUGGACGGCGACGAACUUGCACUUGAGCCAAAACGUGCUCGGCGUCACGGGGAGCAUCACCGACUUUGGGGAGAUCCAAUGGCAGAGCAUCAUCGCGCAGGCCUUCGUCUGGGGCCUGGUCGCCCUGAUUCUAGCGUUUGGGCUGAAAGCUAUCGGCCUGUUGGCCUACAUCGCUGGCACGAUCCCGUACAUCAUCAUGGCGGUCCUCGUCGUGCGCGCCGUCAUGCUGGAGGGCUCGUGGCUGGGCAUCCAGCAGUUCAUUUGGUUCCCCGAUGGCAAGGGCUACAUGAAGCUGUUCGAGCAGCAGCGCGUGCCUGCUAGGGUUCUUGGCCGGCAUCGUGUUCUGCACUGGGGCUGGCAGCUACUGGCUGAUGGUGUGGGACCAGCACAGCUCGAUGGCGAUGUAGUUCGUCUGCUUCCUGGAGGUGGUGGCCGUCAUCUACUGUGUACGACGGCCAUCGCCACGAUAUUUUGGGUACACCGGCACUUCUUCUUCAUGUCGUGGAUGGCCGUCGGGCCCUGCUUGAACAUGGUGUUGUCCGUCUUCAACAUGAUCACCAGCUUCCAGCCGCCGCCGUGGAUCCCGGCGUGGACCGGCAUCGUCGGCUGGUGCUUGCCCUUGAUUGCCCUCGCCUUCAUCCCCGGCAUCGGCGCGUGGAACAUCUUCAAACACAAGAGCCGAGGGGACCCCUCCGGUGCCUACCGUGCCCACCCUACGCACCCCUCCUACAAACGGCUGCGCAAAGAGGAGGCGGCCGGGAUCGCGCAACCCGGCAUCAUCGACUGGUUGCUCUUCCCGCUGCCAGUCCCCGGAAAAUGGAGGGGAAUGGAGGUGGGAUUGUUUAAAGGGGUAGCAAAGGCUAAAUUCGACUAUUUAAAUGACCUGGGUGUUCCAGCUACGCGUGAUUUCCACGCAGUUCCUCCUAUUUUCCACGAAAUGCCCACAAACCCCGAUGGCAGCCAAGCCGAGUCGCCGGCCCCCGAAGACGUCAACGAGGCGCCGCAGCAGAUGGACGCCGCACCCGCUUCAGCGCCGCCCACCACGCCGGAACCGUCGGCCGGCGGUGGCGAGACGACGGAGACCAAGGAGAGCGAGCCGCCGCGCGACCGCUGGGGCAAUUGGUUUCAGUUCAUCCUCACCUCCAUCGGCUACUCGGUUGGACUCGGGAACGUUUGGCGCUUCCCGUACUUGGCGUAUGAGAAUGGUGGAGCCGCCUUCCUGUUCCCCUACAUCUUCUGCAACAUCUUCUUCGGCAUGCCGCUCCUCUACUUCGAGAUGAGCCUCGGUCAAUACCUGCAGGCCGGCCCUAGCAUGUCCUUCUACAAGUGCAAGCCCAUCCUGCAGGGCAUCGGCUGGUGCAUGGCGCUCGUCUCCUUCCUCCUCAGCAUGUACUACAACGUCAUUGUCACCUGUCAAUUU
Messenger RNA from Mesorhabditis spiculigera, 3954 nucleotides. The record is from the annotation of a GenBank genome assembly. Lineage: Eukaryota; Metazoa; Nematoda; Chromadorea; Rhabditida; Rhabditidae.